AUGGAGGGUACGGCAUCUGCAUCAAAUCCUGCUUCGCCUACAGCGCAGAGUGUGUCUGCGCCCCAAACGCUAGAGAUCUUGGGCAACAUGCUUCAACAGACCCAAGAGCAGAACAAGGUGUUCAUGACAGCAGUGCAAGCCAUGUCUCUAGAGCAGGAGAGGCAGGCUUCGAACCUCAAGAGUGCAGUGAACAGCUUGCAAGACCGGGGUUCAUCAGGAGCCAACUUCUCGAAACUGUUGCAGAGGCCAGAUGUUUUUCGUCCAAAAGACAGAGAGGAGGAGCUCACAUUGUGGUAUGAGUGGGCAUGGACCUUUAAACAGUCGAUGCUUGCUGUCAGUCCUGAAAUACAUGGUCAUCUGCUAGAGAUUGAGAAGGAUUUGGGGAGAGAGAUGGAUGAGUUUGAGGUGAGUGAUGAUGCCAUGGCUCUGAGUAACAAGCUGUAUGCCGUUUUGACCACCAUGUUGAGAGAGCGUCCAUUGCAGUUGCUAAGAAGUGUGCCAAACAACAACGGCUUUGAGGCCUGGCGGGUAUUGCAUACCACGCUGGCCCCUACAAGCAAGACACGAGCGUUGGCACUGUUAGGAGCGAUUUCCCAGUAUCCCAACAUGUCGCAAGGAAAUUUGCUCGAACAGCUACUAAAGAUGGAGGACCUCUUCAAGAAGUACGAGCAAGCGGCUAACAAGCCGGUGCCAGAGGAGGUGAAGUUUGCUUUGUUGUUGAGAGUUUUGCCUCAGUCCGUGAAGUCCCGCUCGACUGUGAGUAUCACUGACGAGUCCACGUAUGAUCAGAUGCGCGAAGUGAUUUUGCGUUGGGAGCGGUCGUCACAGAAGUGGUCAUCUCAGAUUGUCACUGGGAGUGCGCAGUUCAGGAAUCAACCUAGUGAUGAUGGCGGUUUAGCUCCUAUGGAUGUGGACAGGGUCAAGGGCAAGUGGGGCGACAAGGGCAAGGGUGGCUUUUCGGGCAAAGGUGGCAAGGGCAAAGACGGGAAAUCGAAGGGAACGGGCUAUGGUGAUCAGAAGGGGAGAGGCAAGUAUGGUGGAGGAAAAGGCCAAGGAGGGGGUAAUCUUCAUCCAGAGGCUUGUCGAAUUUGUGGCAAACACGGUCACUGGGGAAAUGAGUGCUGGAUGAAGGACGAGCGCGUGUUCAACUGGGAAGCUGAUGAUGCUCGCGAUGCUCCUCUCACGACGAUCUUUGAGAUGGCGAGCGAGAGCUCCGAGGUUCAGUCCGUAGCAGAGUCCGAGUGGUGGUGCAGAGUUGUUCAGCACUUCGAAGUUCACGCAGAUGACGAUCUAGAGGUCAUUGAUUGUUCACUGGAGGGUUAUGCGUGCCAUGAUCUCACCAUGUUUGAUGCCUAUGAAGCUGACUGUGACUGGUGUGCGGAUGUGCAAGUCAGGGGUGUCAAAUACCACAGCAAAGCACGAGUAGAACCCUUGGUGGAUGGCAGUCAUCAUCAGGUCGUGUUAGACAGCGGGGCUGAUCUGAGUGUGAUGCCGAGAGCUUGGUUGGAAGCUGGUUAUGGUUCCGAGAACACGGCAGGGCCAGUCGUGAGAAUGAUGGAUGCGCAAGGUGGGCUGAUGGCCAACCUUGGGAGCAGAAAGGUGACUUUGGAUUUGGGGCAGGCGUGUGUUCAAGAAGUGUUUCAUGCGUCUGAUGUGAAUGUUCCUUUGUUGUCACUGGGCCGAUUGCUGAAGAAGGGGUGGAGCCUUGAGCACAGGUGCAACAUGUUGCACUUGUGUAAUGACGGCGAAGGCGUGGAGAUCCCCGUGUCCUUUAAGCAGAAUAGCUUGGUUGUCGAUGCGCAGGUGUUUGCAGUGAGAGAGGAUUCCAAGGUCCAGGCCGUAGAUCAACCACGCAUCGUUGUUCAGACAACAUACAACAUCCAUUCCCAGGCCCCGAGUGGAGUUUCCUUGAGUGCGGUGACCCGAGUCCAACUGUGGCAGUAUAGAACUACUCUGGCAUUCAGGGGCAACGAGUGGGAGUUGAUUGAUUACGAGGAGCCCGUUGCAGACUUGGAGAACCUAGCAGAGUCCAUUGAAACUGAUGAAGACAUUCCCAUCUUCACUGUCAUGCAUCGCAGCAAGGGCAACGAACCGGAUCGAUAUGGCAUGGAGCUCAUUGCGGCUAUGCCCAAACGGGAUGAAGGCAGUGUUGAUCCAGUGGCGAGUGCAUUCUUUGGCUCUGACCCUGUGGACGAAGAUGAGGUGAUUGACCUACCAGCGGGAUGGACCUCGGUGGCGGGGUUGAUCUGCCAGGUGUGGAUGCACUUGAUGCGGAACAGGGUGAUAGGUUCGAAGAACGUCCUCUACCGGAGACUGGUUGCGCACUCAAAGAAGAGAGCUCUUGAGGAUUCAUUGGCUUUGGAGAACGCGGCUAGACCACAUGUUCAUCAACCCAGGGGAGAACCGGUGCCCGAGCAACCAACGGAUGAGCAAAGAGCCGAGCACGAGCUCACCCAUGUGCCGUUCAAGAAGUGGCGUGAUUAUUGUGUGAGUUCCAGGUCACGACGGGAUGCCCAUCGGCAAGAAGAUGAGCGGCAUGACACCGACGGUGGGGACCCUAUCAUUGCCUUUGACUUCUUUUAUGUCGAUGUUGGCGGUGAGGAUCUUGAGUUCAUGACCAAGAAUACGGGUGGCAAGGACCUCCUCACAAUCUUGAUUCUUGUGGACAAGAGAGCUGAGCUUCGGAGUGAUGAUGAUUUGGUGGGAUGGGCGUUUGUGCACGCCUCGAUGUUGCACAAUGCCUUUUCUGUGCGUGCAGGCACAACCCCGUAUGAGAGAGCAUUCGGCAUAGCAUACAGGGGAAAACUUGCAUGCUUCGGUGAGGCAGUCUUCUUUGCCGUGAAUCAGAACCAUGUCCGAAAAGGGAAGCCGAAGUUUGUGAAAGGCGUGUGGUUGGGGAAGACGUUGACUAACGACUUGAAUGUGUGCGGUACGGCGCUGGGCAUCUACUUGUCAGGAACAAUUCGAAGGAUGGCUCCAGAUCAACAGUGGAGCAAGCAUAUGAUCAAGGAGUUCACCGGUAAACCGUACAAGCUCUCGUUGAGCACCUUUGGCAAAGUUGUGAUCCCGGGCAUGAAGGACAAUCGGACGCCAGAGGCGAUUGAAGCGGUGCCUGGGCCUUACCCAUUGCCAGCUCCUGAGAAGAAGAAGCCGGAGUCACCGAAAGAUGAAGCAGGAGGGGCUACAUCGCAUCAAAGCUCUGGGUCUGCGUCUGCAGGCAUGAAUGAGGCUGAAGGUGAAGGUGGAAAGAGUUCGAAGAUUUCGGCCGUGACGGUGGAAGGCGAAGAGUUGUAUGUGUUGGACGAGCACUUAGAUCUUGAUUUCCCUGUCGACGAGGAAACGAGUGCCUACUAUGAGGAUGUGGAGUUCGAGGACCAUGGUGAAUCGUGGCAUGGAAGGGGUGAGAAAGAUGGACCCCCAGAUUUAAGCCAAGAGGAGCUCGAACAAGUGGAUGUGGCCUCCCAGGCCCAUGAAGUGAAGCGAUUGGUUGAAAUGGGGGUGUUGGAGCAGGUUGAAGCUCUGCCCCCAGGUCAGUGGCAGCGAAGUGCGCGCUUGGUGUGCAAGCAGCUGAAGGAGCUCAUGGAAGCUGCAAUCAUUCGACGUGAAGGACAACAGCCGGCCGCAGCUUGGUGGUCGGAACAGUUGACAGAGGAUUUGAAGGAGACCGGAUUGCUCCCAGAUGCGGCUUGUCCAUCUGCGUUUGGGGUGGAAGGUGUUGGGGUGAUGAUUCAUGUCGAUGAAGGUCUCAUGGGAGGAGAAGAGUACUACCUGGAGAAGGUGAGAACCCUUCUCGAGCGCAAGUACAAGCUUCAGGUUUCAGAUGUUGCAUUCAAUGUAGGUGAUGCAGUCAAGUUCCCAAAGAAGGAGUUUGUGAUAACCGAUGUCGGGAUUGAGGUCAAGGUGAGUGCACAUUACUUGGAGAAGAUCUUCGGCAUCCUUGACAUCAAGAGGUGUGUGAUGAAGAGAUGGCGGGAAGGUAUCGUGGAGCCAUAG
Molecule: messenger RNA, 3993 nt
Organism: Symbiodinium necroappetens
Lineage: Eukaryota; Dinophyceae; Suessiales; Symbiodiniaceae
Source: the annotation of a GenBank genome assembly